CUAAGCGCGCGCCCUGCGCCCCACCCCAGCGGCGGCCGCGCGGGGAGGAAGCGCGCCUGGGUUUGCGUGCCAAGUUUCCUUUUUUUGCUUUCUCGUCGGAGCAGCUCGAACGCGUGGCGGGUGAGAAUGUCGAACUUGAGCGCGGAGGGGGCCCGGAGCCACAGGGGUUAAAGCAAGUGACCCCCCCACUUCCCGCCGCCUGGCGCCGCCGGCCAUGGGCAGCCGCGACCACCUGUUCAAGGUGCUGGUGGUGGGCGACGCGGCGGUGGGCAAGACGUCGCUGGUGCAGCGGUAUUCCCAGGACAGCUUCAGCAAGCACUACAAGUCCACGGUGGGAGUGGACUUCGCGCUGAAGGUGCUGCAGUGGUCCGACUCGGAGGUGGUACGGCUACAGCUGUGGGACAUCGCAGGGCAGGAGCGCUUCACCUCCAUGACAAGGCUGUACUACCGGGACGCCUCCGCCUGUGUUAUCAUGUUUGACGUUACCAAUGCCACUACCUUCAGCAACAGCCAGAGGUGGAAACAGGACCUGGAUAGCAAGCUCACCCUGCCCAAUGGAGAGCCCGUGCCCUGCCUGCUCUUGGCCAACAAGUGUGAUCUGUCCCCUUGGGCAGUGAGCAGGGACCAGAUCGACCGGUUCAGUAAAGAGAACGGCUUCACAGGUUGGACAGAAACAUCAGUCAAGGAGAACAAGAAUAUUAAUGAGGCCAUGAGGGGAACUACAUCAACCUGCAGAGCAAGUCCUCCUCCAGCUGGGCCUGCUGCUAGUGGUUUCGGCUGCCUACCCAGCCCUCUUCUAGGACUUUCUGUCUUCUCCGGUGGUGGUCCAUCCGUCAGUUCCAUCAGCUGUGGUCCGUACACUGGAACUGUCUUCUGCUGACCAUCCAGGAAGGAGGUCCACCAUCCCUUGGUAAAGACCCCUGGGGACCCGUGUGCCUUUCUGUACCCCCUAGAAGUUGGCUCUGACCUGCUGCUGACUCGUGGGGCCCAGCGGGUGCUUUCUGUCCAGGGAAGAUCGUCUCAGCCCUCAGUCGGUCAUCUGGAAUUUCGCGGCAGGGAUCUGUGUUUUAAAGAUCCGAAUUCUCACCUACUCUUGGACUUAUUUUUCCAUUGGAUGCAUGUUGGUAUCAUGACUUCAGUUUGAAAAUAAAAUGAGAUCAAAUGACACUUCCCAAAUUAGUGUAGGACUUCACUUUCAAAUUCUUUUAGUCUUGAACUUGGAAUUUAAACAGCUGGGAUGCAGGAAGGGGACCAGGUUUACAUGGGUUUGGCCACCUAGAAGUCACUGGUUUUUUUUUUGUUUUGUCUUUUUAUCUUUUUUUUUUUUUUUAAUUUUUAUUUAUUUAUUUUGACAGGCAGAGUGGAUAGUGAGAGAGAGAGACAGAGAGAAAGGUCUUCCUUUUAUGCCGUUGGUUCACCCUCCAAUGGCCGCUGCCGCCGGCGCAUCGCGCUGAUCCGAAGCCAGGAGCCAGGUGCUUCUCCUGGUCUCCCAUGCGGGUACAGGGCCCAAGCACUUGGGCCAUCCUCCACUGUCUUCCCGGGCCAUAGCAGAGAGCUGGCCUGGAAGGGGGGCAACCGGGAUAGAAUCCGGCGCCCCAACCGGGACUAGAACCCGGUGUGCUGGCGCCGCAAGGUGGAGGAUUAGCCUGUUGAGCCACGGCGCCGGCCGUAUUUUUGAAACUUCUAAAGUCAUACUUAACUUUCUCUUGUCAUGGCUUCAAGAAUAGUCAAGCUUUCAAACUCCCCAUCUUGUGCGAUGAGAACCUUUGUUUCCAUGAGGAACUUAAGCCACACACUAGGGGUUUCUGGCAUCUCCCUAGCAGUGCAGGGGGACAGAGCCACAGCAGUUAGCUGUGAUGCUCCAAAAACAGGCCUGUCCUUCACAACUUUGGGAAUCUGGAUGGGAGAAGAAAAGGCAGAGAGGUUAACAGAACGGAGUCCAGCCGAGCCACCUUGUAAGCACUGCAGCAGCAGGCACUGAACAGCCUCAGGAAACUGUGGGCCUCGGCCCUGCAAAGGAUGCUUAGACAGAAAAUCAUUAGGCAAUUCCAGUCAUAAAUUAGGCAGGGCUUUUAGGAUCACAUCUCUUCUAGACAGUUUAAUUUGUUAAAUUCUCUCUAGGAUGGGGAUAUGUAACCUCCCCGAGGCUCUGAACGUUUCUAGUGAGCUCGGAGGCCGAAGUUCUCUGCUAGACCUUAAAGAAGCGUCCUGAGUCAGUGGUUCCCAAACCUGGCCCAACCCCUCGAGAAGCUGAAAAAUGUAUAAAUGUUAAGGUUUUUGGAUCAGAGUCUCCAACUUACUGAAUCAAAAUUUCCAAAGGUGAAGCCCAAGACUCUCAUUUUCGGAGCAGGUGAUUCUGACGAGCCUGGUUGGAAAUCCACGCUGGAGAAUUCCGUAGAUUCCGUGUGCCCUGAGGUCUCUGGGUCCUUCUGCCACUGGUCAGAUUUGAAAGCCACUGUCCUGAGAAAGAAGGGGCCAACAAGCAGAAAGAGAGCCGGGGCCGAGCCUUCAGCCUUUUGCUGUUGGUUAUUAAUAGCAAUUGUUGUAACUUGAACAAUCUGUUAGGUCCUUAAAGUUCCCCUUUGUGUUGCUGUUUUCAGGUAGUGUUUUGCUACAGUGAUUCUAAAAAGGAUAGUGGAAUACCAGAUUUCCUUUAUAUGAAAAGAAAACUGGCCUUUAAUCCCUGAUUCCGACCCCUGAAAAAUCAUAAAUAAACGAGAACUGAAUCUUG
Lepus europaeus (European hare) is the source of this 2731-nucleotide messenger RNA. RefSeq names its product RAB29, member RAS oncogene family (gene RAB29). NCBI's taxonomy places the organism in Eukaryota, Metazoa, Chordata, Mammalia, Lagomorpha, Leporidae. The coding region runs from base 215 to 880 and encodes 221 amino acids. The transcript is spliced from 5 exons. Gene Ontology annotation, molecular function: GTPase activity; GTP binding. Gene Ontology annotation, cellular component: trans-Golgi network; vesicle; Golgi apparatus. The record is from RefSeq and is a predicted model, not a curated record. Gene Ontology annotation, biological process: vesicle-mediated transport.